Molecule: messenger RNA, 656 nt
Organism: Betta splendens (Siamese fighting fish)
Lineage: Eukaryota; Metazoa; Chordata; Actinopteri; Anabantiformes; Osphronemidae
Product: endonuclease domain-containing 1 protein-like
Exons: 1
Coding region: 90-656 (188 amino acids)
Molecular function (GO): metal ion binding; hydrolase activity; nucleic acid binding
Source: RefSeq, a predicted model, not a curated record
CAUUUACAUCUCAUUAUACGUUAAUCUCCGUAAUUAGGAAAUAUCUUCUUUGUGUCCAUAAGCUGGUGUCUGAAAAUAAAAGUGCAGAGAUGGAAGACUUCCCACAGACCCCUGAUGACGAUCUGAAAGAAAGCCAGGCAGUACUUGACGACUACAGAUCCUCUUCCUCCAACCCUGAAUACACCAAGGGCCAUCUCACCCCUGUUUGUCACCAAGAAACACUGCACGACCGUGAGGCCACCUACACCCUGACAAACAUAGUCCCACAAAGGGCAGCUUCUAAUAAUGGCCCCUGGAGUGCCCUAGAGAAAAAGAUGUUAAACAAAAUCAAACCACACUGCACAGGGGAAAUGUAUGUGAUCACUGGAGCCAUCCCCUAUCAGAAUGAACGUCUGCUGAAGGAGAGAGUGUCUAUUCCUGAGUACAUGUGGUCGGCCUACUGCUGCCCUGAAUACACAUCUACUCCUUACCUCACAUAUGCUGCAGUAGGAAGAAACGACCCUGAUAGUGGGAAUGACAUAGUGGAAAGAGGGAGGAACUCCAAGGGUUAUGAUGUGAAGGAGAUGACUGUGCAGGACUUAGAGAAUAUCCUGGAAAGAAGGCUGAAUAUGCAAAUCAUGCUUUUCAGGAAUAAGUGCAUUCCUACUGGAGAGUAG